Penicillium riverlandense is the source of this 612-nucleotide messenger RNA. RefSeq lists its product as uncharacterized. Lineage: Eukaryota; Fungi; Ascomycota; Eurotiomycetes; Eurotiales; Aspergillaceae. The transcript has a single exon. Bases 1 to 612 code for a protein of 203 amino acids. The record is from RefSeq and is a predicted model, not a curated record.
AUGGCAUCAACUCGUGAAUUCUCAAUUACUUUCGAAAUUGCCCCUCCGGCCGCUGUCCGCCCUGGACUCCCUUUCACUAUUCCCGUCAUUAUGGCCGUGCGGCCUGUGGGCACACCCGCACGGAACGUGCAGCAUCUCGUAGUCAGCGCCUCAUUGCGCGACGAGACUGGCACAAGAGCCGCAACCGGGCUGAGCGGCAGUCUGACUGCUAGUGUGCGUAGUCGCACAGAUACGGCCAUGAGCGGUUACGCCAAAUUCAGCCGACUCACCAUCUUGCAGCCAGGCAAGUACCGCCUGCGCGUGAUGCUCAGUGCUGCAUCCUACAACGGCGUCGAGACUAAAGAGUUUGUCGAUUCCGGUAUCAUCCAUGUCAAUGCAGCUGUGUCGGCUUCCCAACCUCCAUGUGAGUCUUGGUAUUUUCUUUCUCGCCUUACUUCCCUCUUUCCCCAUUGGGCAAUUGCUCUUUUCUUGUCCUACCUAUUUGAGCCUCUUGCUGACCCGUUCCGUUUUCUCGGCUCUCUAGCUCCAAUACAAGUGGCGCGGCUCCAGCGGCUGACUGCCGAGAACAUAGACAUCUCGGCGGCGGACAUUGCAGCGUGGCAACGGGCAUGA